Molecule: messenger RNA, 3226 nt
Organism: Protopterus annectens (West African lungfish)
Lineage: Eukaryota; Metazoa; Chordata; Ceratodontiformes; Protopteridae
Gene: MEX3B
Product: mex-3 RNA binding family member B
Exons: 2
Coding region: 366-2003 (545 amino acids)
Molecular function (GO): RNA binding
Source: RefSeq, a predicted model, not a curated record
CGGCCCAGUUAUUUCCCCCUUUAGAGCUGUCUGGCUGCUGCGUUUGAGACAGAAGGACAAAAAGAAAUUCCCCGAGUGAGGUGGGGAGGGGCUCCUCAAGGAAAGGCUGCCAUCACCGGCAUUCUAGCAAUUGGAACUCCUGGAUCCGCGUUCUUCUGGAAGGUGGAAAUUUGGGAUCCGGGUUCUAAUCAGCACAAGCCGGACUGCACUGAAUUUUAGCCCCUCGAAACAAAGCCAGCACUAACAUUGCACAUUUCUUAACAAUCCAGACCCCCCAUCCAACCUUCCAGCCAUAGUCCCAUCUCAUCCAGCUUCUCCUUUGUGUCUGCUCUUUCAUCUGAAACGAGAUUGUGGAAACGACCGUUAUGCCCAGCUCGCUUUUUGCCGACUUGGAGAGGACCGGGGGCGGCAGCAACGGAGGAGGAGAGACACUGGAUGACCAAAGAGCCCUUCAGAUCGCCUUGGAUCAGCUCUCCCUGCUGGGGCUAGAUAACGACGACUCUUUGAUUUACGACAACGAGCCCAGGAAGAAGAGCGUGAACAUGACCGAAUGUGUGCCUGUGCCCAGCUCGGAGCAUGUCGCAGAGAUCGUGGGCAGGCAAGGUUGCAAAAUCAAAGCUCUGCGGGCAAAGACCAACACCUACAUCAAGACCCCGGUCCGUGGGGAGGAGCCUGUCUUUGUUGUGACUGGCAGAAAGGAAGACGUAGCCAUGGCCAGGAGGGAGAUCAUCUCAGCUGCAGAACAUUUCUCCAUGAUAAGAGCUUCUCGAAACAAGAACAAUGCCUUGAAUGGUACGAUCCCUGGGCCGCCUAAUCUGCCAGGGCAAACAACCAUUCAGGUGCGGGUGCCAUACCGGGUGGUGGGGCUUGUGGUGGGACCGAAAGGGGCGACAAUCAAACGAAUCCAGCAGCAGACUCACACCUACAUCGUGACACCAAGCAGGGAUAAAGAGCCAGUGUUUGAGGUCACUGGCAUGCCAGAGAAUGUUGACAGGGCCAGGGAGGAGAUCGAAGCGCAUAUUGCUAUGAGGACUGGAGGAUUGAUUGAAAUCACCGAUGAGAACGAUUUUCACGCGAAUGGUACUGAUGUUGGUUUUGAUAUCCACGGCCCAGGAAGCUUGUGGAGCAAGCAUGCCCCAAGCAUAACUUCGACCUCUGGACGCAAACCUUUUUCUAACUACCGCAAUGAUAGCUCCAGUUCACUGGGGAGUGCUUCUACUGAUUCCUGUUUUGGAAACAGUAGCUCCAGACUGGCUGAUUACAGUCCCCCAAGCCCAGUUUCCAGUUACACCAACAGUGGGAACAAUAACAAUAAUCAUGUGAAUGCAAAUGAUUUUAUUUUCAGGAAUGACACAAUUUCUCCAGAUUGCACUGAUUUGGUUUUUGAGUCCCCGGGUUUUGAUCCUGCACCAGCCCCACCAGGGUCUACUUUAAUCUGGUCCCAGUUUGAACAUACUAAUGGUGGGUGCAACGUUGCCCCCUCCUCUGUCUUUCAUACUAGUGCUUCCAUAAACGCCAAUGGAAUCUUGAGUAAUCAGAGACGUGUAAAUGGGGUAGGCUGUACUGGACCACCAAGGUUAUCCCCUCCUUUGCAUGUUAACGGGGUUGAGCAUCAUCUUGCUCGAAGAGUGCGCAGUGACCCUGGUCGAGGAGGACCAGCUUUCACAAGUUAUAUUACAAGUGGACUUUCGAAUGGCAUUGUUUCGUUUCCUGGAUCUCAUCUACCAUGUGUGCCCUCAGAUUCCUCGGCUUCCUCAUCUUCAUCAUCCUCCUCCUCUUCUUCCUCCAGCUCUUCUUCCAGCUCUUCUUCCUCAUCAGGCAUGAGGAGGAAAGGUAGUCGUGAUUGCUCCAUAUGUUUCGAAAGUGAGGUGAUUGCAGCCCUGGUUCCAUGUGGCCACAACUUGUUUUGCAUGGAGUGUGCAAACCGCAUUUGUGAGAAAAGUGACCCUGAAUGCCCUGCCUGCCAUACUGCAGUAACUCAGGCUAUACGUAUAUUUUCAUAAGAUAAAUAAUUUUAUUAUAUUGUUGAGUAAGUGUAAUUCUUAAAGCUGUAGUAUCUGCAUUUAAAGGGACACCACAUACUUCAUUGUUAUCAUUACUUGUACAGUACUGUAGCCUGGUAAAUACUUUUGACAUGUAGUGCAUGUUAUAAAUAAUAUACCCAAAUAAAAACUCUAGUACUGUAGUCAUGUUAACAUUUUACUUUAGUACCACAUUUAAAAAAAUGCAAGAAGAAUUGUGUAUAAAAUGUGUAGACUGUUAGUGAAGUGACCCUAUUGAUAGUAAUAAUUAGAAAUGCUUAUAGCAAAGUUUAUGGACGAUGCAUUUAUUGUAGACAAGCAAGAUGUUCCUGUGAAAACAUGAUACUGCAGCUUUAGGAAAGUAACUAAUUAAAUACAGACAACUGAAACAUACAUUUAUGUAUGUAUAUGUGUAUAUAAAUACAUUUAAAGUUUAAAAAUGAUAAAUUGCAUUGAUACAGAUGGAAGUAUUUUAUUCUUUUUGACUUGAAAAAUUAUAUUUCGUAUUGCAAAGAUGUUUACAGGUAUUUUAAUUUAAGUUCAGUGAACUUUUUUGUAGCUGGGUUAAAUCUUUUAUUUUUAGUAUGGCCUUACUGGCAGAGAACACUGUAUUAUUUUAGUAUCACACAAUUGUGGAGGGUGAAUUAAAAAAAAAUGAAAUGUUUAAUGCUUUGAACAGUAUUCUGUUGGGAUGGAGAUUUUAUAGGUUCAAAAAAUUAAAUCCGCUUCACCCAGCAUAUUUUCUAUUUGGUGAUAUAAAAUGUUUUAUUCUAUAUUAUUAAAUAUGGACAUUAUAAAUCAAGCUGACAAAAGGAACAGCCUGAGCUUUCUAACAUUUGUAUAAAAAGAGACCAGUGGGAAUUACAAAAGUUCUGUUGCACCACUAUAGUUUUAGUAUUUCUAUUUUAAUACAUUUGUUUACCACUUCUUUAUGUAUAUGUAGGUGAAGUUACUUGAGCGUAAAUGUACUUUAUUGAGCAAAGUUUAAAACAAAAUAUAUUUUAUUUUAUGAUAAAGGGCCUUUAACCUCAUGGUCAAAUACUAAUAUUAUAUUUGCUGAGACAAAAUUUGAAAUUGUAUCAAGAGUUUUAUUUUUCUGACAUUUAAAGUUCUACAUAAUAAAGGUAAAACGUAAGUAAUGGUGCUACUUCAUGUUUUUUUAAUUAUUUCUAUAUAAAGAAAAAUAAAAAUGGUACAUAAAUUAA